UUAUUCAGAUUGUAGGGCAGGGCAGCAGCACCAGUUCACAUAUUGCUUCAUUCAGAGUGAAAUCGGGCUGAGAGCGGCAUUACUCCCAACAUUGUGUAGACUUCGUAAAAGUUUUGUACAUUUUACCGCACUCGUUGUAAGGCUACAUUUUUUGGUAUUCGGAAUUAUGGGGGACGCCAGUGGCACACUAAAUCUGGAUGGGAAGGAGGUGGAUUCCCUGGAACGGCGUCGCCAUGUGGAUGAGCCAUGGAAGGAUGGGAUCUCUGCGCGGACCAAUCGACGCCACCAGGAACCCCUUAGAUGCCACCAUGCGAAGCUCCGCGGGAGGGCGAUGUACACGAUUCUGGGUGCCACGACGCGGGUUUUCAUAGGAACAGCCACUUUUUGGUGUACUUCUUCACUUUUGCAAUUUCAUAGCAACUAUUUUGAAUGCCACAUUCGCCCGGUGAAUCGCUUUCGCGAGGGCGCCGACCUCUGCGCCGUGGGCUUUCGAGCUGUCUACGCCUGGAUGCGAUUGCAGGAGCCCCUGGAGCCAUCGAUGCCGCCGGAGAAGCUGGUGGUGCUCAUUCACACGGCCAUGCAGCUGGAGAUGCCCAGACUGCUGGCGCUGUGCUAUAGACUCCUGUGCACUGAGCGCUUUCGGGAGGAGCUCGCCUAUCAGGUUUAUCUCAAGGCAUUGAAAUAUCCGCAACUCGAAGCGCUGCGCAAGGUGAUGCUCCAAAGGAUCGGCACGGCAUUUGUAGCCGUGAUUGGGGGACGUGAUUUUGUGCGAAUGCCGCUGGAGGAUGUGAUGACCAUGCUGCAGCAGGACUCGCUGGGUGUCAAUACCGAGAUGGAGGUGCUCGUGGGCAUUGUCAGGUGGCUGACCGUCAAUGCGCAUGAAAUUGCAAGCGCGACGCCGCCACUGAUGGACUGCCUGCGGCUCACUCUGUUGCCAGUGGCCAUGCUGCACAAGUUCUGGAACAGAGCCAUGGCUCCAUCGGAGCCCGACGAACCCUUCAUGAACUUCUUUCGCGGCAAUCCGGCGAUGCGGGAGAGGAUCAGCUGUGCGAUCACCGUGGCGCAAUUGCAGCACUUGUACAGGACUCGUCGUGGGCUUCUCGAGUCCUGUCGCGCCAGGGGCUUCCUCGUCGAUAUGCCCAGGGAGUGGCUGUACGACGAGGAUUGCUCCUAUCACUUGGCCAGGCCCAGUGCUCCCUAUUGCCACACAAUCCAUGCUCAAGUCGUCAUCGACUACGCGCUGCGCAGGAAUGAGCGGCUCACGGAAUGCGCAGAGCGAUGGCGCAGACGUUUUAGACGAUUUUUGUCGCCUGCCGAGGAUCUGCAGCCCAUCGCCGAGGUGCCCGAGGACAAGGAUGAGGAGGCCGAAGUGCCAGCAGCGCCAGCAGUAGCGCCACCAGUGCCAGGAGUGCCAGGAGCACCACUGAUGUCAGCAGCAGAACGUCUGACUGCACGUCCCUCCGCCAUCAGGCGUGCGCAUGAAGCCAUUGCCCGCGAACUGCAAGGCCUACGGAUGGUUCUCAACGCACUGAUGGAGCGGGCACACCGACGGGCUGAGCUGGGCCUUCGACUGGAGCGACGCAUUCGGGCACUUGAGAGGGAAAACUCGUCGGGUCUCCAGCGCCACACAAUCCGCUAUGAGACAAAUCGAGAGAAUUUAUAUAGUUUGCGUGUGGUGCGGGAAGCUGACCUCAGCAAUACCUAUUCCGAUUCCGAUUCCGAUUCCGACUCCGAGGUUCAGGACGCCCAGGAAGCCAGCGAUUCUUAUUAUUUCGAGCACAUCUGUCGGCUGAGGGAGUUAUUCCUGCCGGAAACCGAGGAUCCUGCCCAGGAAACGGCCGCGGAGGAUGUGCGUCCCAUGGAGAGCAUUGUGCUGAAUAACGAUCUGAUGAUCAGCAAGUUAUUGGCGCAACUCGAUCGCUAGGCAUUUGGAGGCACAGUCUAUAUACAUAUCUAUUUCAAAAUUGCAGUUAACAUACACCAAUCACGCCAAGCGGCCAAUUUUCUCAUUGUUUGGAGUUACCAAUAUUGGAUUGUAAAUUACACAUGAAGCCACCACAAAAUGUUCGAUUCAAAUGCCCCAGAAAUGUAUAUAUUUUAUAAAAAAAACAAAAACCAGGUCAGUGGUCAGCUCUAUAA
Messenger RNA from Drosophila teissieri, 2139 nucleotides. RefSeq lists its product as uncharacterized. Bases 167 to 1924 code for a protein of 585 amino acids. The transcript is spliced from 3 exons. NCBI's taxonomy places the organism in Eukaryota, Metazoa, Arthropoda, Insecta, Diptera, Drosophilidae. The record is from RefSeq and is a predicted model, not a curated record.